AGCCGAACCGCGAAGCCCGAAACGCGAACAACGUCGCGCCCUCGAGGGCACCCUUGCGUCCUACGGAGCGGAGCUCCACCUUGACUGGCGCGCCAUCGCCGCAUGGACCUGCCGUGUGUGCUCCUCCUUCGUACUUCGGGAAGCCCGGCGGCUGGGCGCUCGCACCCCGAUCGGAGCGCCCGGCCGCCGCUGGAGCCCACCCCCAGGCUGGGGCGGCGGGGGGUGCGGCGCGGCGCGAGGGGCGCGGCUCACCCCAGGAGCCGCGGCCGCUGCGUCCGCCGCGGCGCCGCCCAGGGGGGCGGGGCGGAGGAGAUCGCGAGGCGGGCCGCAAGCGCCACCCGCGGCGGAGCGCCGGCCGCUGGAGUGACCGCGGCGGCCCCCUCGGCCACGCCAGGCUGCCCGGCGGCGGCCCAGGACGCGGCGCGCAUGCGGCGGGAGAGCUCGUCCACCUCUCUGGUGCCUCAUGCGCUGGCCGCUCUGCUCCUCGAGUUUCAUCACGUCCUCGACCUCCAGCUUGGCCUGCGCAAGCGAGCUCUCAGACGCCAGGCGGAGCGCCCGGUCGCCUCCGCCGCCCUCUCCUCGAUGAGCUCGCGGGCGCGCGCCCCGAACUCCUG
Messenger RNA from Prorocentrum cordatum, 614 nucleotides. Lineage: Eukaryota; Dinophyceae; Prorocentrales; Prorocentraceae. The record is from the annotation of a GenBank genome assembly.